This is a messenger RNA of Cloeon dipterum, 1930 nucleotides long. RefSeq lists its product as uncharacterized. The coding region runs from base 58 to 1788 and encodes 576 amino acids. The transcript has 5 exons. The record is from RefSeq and is a predicted model, not a curated record. NCBI's taxonomy places the organism in Eukaryota, Metazoa, Arthropoda, Insecta, Ephemeroptera, Baetidae.
GAUCGUCAGUUUGUGGAGUGUCGAUAUCAGCAAACGCCACAAAAUGUGAAAGAGAAAAUGCAAAAAUGUGAGACGCAGGCAAUUCUGUACGGAUUAAUCUUAAUAUUAAUUCUACAAAAUAUGGCAAUCGAGGCUGCAGAUAAAGAUGCCACUUUAACUGAUACAACAGUCGAAAAUCUUUACAAACAAUACUGCAGCGGCAAACGUCCAAUCUGGAAUAACUGCUCACAAAUAAAACCAAAAUCUCUUGCCAAAGUGGGCAAAAAUAAUGUCGUGGCUUUCAACCAGAGGAAUAAUAAAAGGCAAAAAAGCGGUGUCGCAAAAAUGACGACUACCAGUUUGAGAAAAAGGACGGUAGUAUCAAAAAAGGUGCGCCAGCAGCAAAGGAGGCGCCGCACCACCAUGAGCCAGAACCAGUUCGGCAACGGCGGAGGACGCUUGCGGGGACCAACGACAGCGAAUGUUCCCAUAGGAGGUGGGAUGCGGCGACGACGCACGAGUGCAGUAUGGAACAUGAUUUCAAGCACGUCGUCCUAUUAUCAGACGACACCAACACCACCAAAAACGCAGCAAGUGACCUUCGCAGCUAAAACCACCUUUAAUUUGAUCUUCAAAAAACCGCUGAGAACGCCAAAGAUGAAACGGACGCAAUGGAACAAAAUCAUUAACAAUGUUGCCGACAAGCAUGGCGGUGGCAGCGACAAUCAGGAUGAAACUACUAACGACGGAAGGGAUACUGAAUCAACACCUUCAAACCGCGAAGACGUUGAAGUCGAUGUCACGAGCAGCUCCACUGAGCCGGAUAAAGGGGGAUCGUCGGGCAUCAACUUCUCGGACGAGGAUGCACUAUCUGGGGUGAGCAACAUUUUGGAGUUUUACGGGGUGGAAGCGCUGGUCAACAUUACAAUGGUAGCUAAUUCUGCUGGGGCGAGUACCGCGGCCGAAGCGACCAUGAGCGAGGACGCCAAAAUGAGGCAGCAAGAAGAUACGACAAAGUCGUCCAACGACGGCGAAGAAAGCACCAACAGCAGAAAGAGUUCGGGGGGUAAUCCGGCAGCUGAAGAGCAAUCCGACGAUGAUGAAGAGUACAGUGAAGAUGGAGGAGAUGAUGAAGAGUACAGUGAAGACGGAGAAGGUGAUUACAAAGGAGGGAAAGGAGAAGGACCGCCACCAUCAAGUAACAAAGGCUCUUCCAAUGCAGAUGGUGAACAGAGAGAAAAGGUAGAUGUAACAACUGAACGACAAAAUAAUGACGAUGGCGUCGCAUUAACCACACUAAAAACUACAAUGUUGCCAUCGAGCAAACGCAGCGAUGCGGAAAUGGAAACAGCACCAAAAACUACUACCAUUAGAGUUACAGACCCACAAGAUGAGCCUAGUGAAAUUCCCAAGACGACAGAAACCCUCCCAACAACGAAUCGAAUGCCUGACGCAGGAAGUGAGGCACAAAUUGAAAGUACUAAUCAGAAGCAAGCGACAAGUGCUGUUGCAAAAGACGAUGAAACUACUAGAAGUCCAUCCAAUGCAGCACAGGCAGAAGAAGAAAAUGAAAAGCAGGUGAAGACCACCCCUGAAAAUGUAUCAAGCUCGCUUGAAGGAAGUACAACCUCAGCUGAAAAGUCGUCGGGCUCAGAGGAAAAUAAUGGAAGGGAGGUCACAACCGAUUUGGCGUCAGGUGGUACAUCUGCUUCCCAAGAUGAAGAAUCAAACACAGCAGAUGAUGAGGAAGACGGUGAAGAAGACACUGGGGGCAAUGAAGAAGACACUGGGGACGAUGAAGGGGAUUAAUUUGGCUCAUCCAACUUGAUCUAGCAACAUUUCAUUCGCAAAUUCAAAUUAAUGGUUUUAAUAUUUAAGAAAAAAAUGAUAGAGCCGAUUAAAUUCUUCAAUUAUUCAUGGUCAGAUUAAAUAAAUAAAUUUUCACACGAUA